UUGUGCAUGGGAACGCAAAAUGGAUUUCUUGGGGGGAAUUUUUCCAGGAUGUUCUCUGCGUUUGAUCAAUAUUUUCAAACAAAUUCCUCUUGUGCUUGAGUUCAUUUUUAGGAUUCCUCGAUUAUUCCCCAAUUGCUCCUGUUUCAUCUGCCAAAAUUUGUGAAAUACAAUCCCAAUUGCCUUUUUUAAGUGAUUUAAAAGAAAAAAAAUAACAAUUUGAAAAGUUAAAAUGAGCGAGUCCGUGAAAAAUUCGUGGCAUCAGCAGCUCAACAUUCCAAGGCGCUUUGAAGUUCCAUACUUAAAUUCGAGAUACGGAGUCGAGAGAGAGGACCUUCAUCCGCAAUAUCGUACGACCAAUUCUGACUACGGUUGGCACAUUCCACCACCGUUGGAUCCACAAAGAUACUUCCCCCUGAAGCAGACCUUCACGUCCCAAUUGUCCAAGAGUGGAAUGUACAGGAACUACUCAUUAAAUACACAACUGGAUGGCAGUUACAUCCAAUGAAGACUUCUUAAACUCUUUAUUUUUCCUCUUCUUUGGAACCCAUUAUUAAGUUUUAACAAUUUUUCACAACACAUAUUUUUUUAGGGUAUGUUAAUUCAUCAUAAACGGAAUAAGAGUUUUCUUUUGUAGUUAUGCAUAUUAUGUAUUGGUUAGGUAAUUUGAUAGGUAUCAUAUGAAUAUUUAGGUAUUUUUUUUUAUACGGAAAAUGUGUUUUCUUUUUAAUUGUUCUCAUUAACGUCGUUUUAAUCAAAAUUCUGCAGAAAUCUUCUGCAGACAUUCACAAAAAAGUUGUCGCAUUAAUAUUAUUUUAUGCAAUGUAUGAGAAAUAUUUCAAUUAAUAUUAAUUUUAUUACUUAUUAUUUGGUAUUAAGUAGUACAAUUUGCAAUAAGCAUAGAUUGGUAACAUUGAGUACAUUAUUUACUUUUUUUGUGUAAAUCUUAUCAAUUACUAAACUUUUCUUUUAUUAACUUUUUCAAGUGCAAUAAUACUUGUUUAUUUUUUUUUUUGUGAAACUCUCUAUGUGACUUGUGAUUCUUUUUUUUUCAACUAUUUCCAAGAUGUGCGCAAAAACCAAAGGAAAACGUAAACAAUGAUAAAUGUUCGUUGUUAUCUUAUUGAAUUUAUUGAUUUAUUCAUUGAUGUUUUAAUUUAUUUGAAAGGAUUUCUUUAUAAAAAUUACUUUUAACGGAAAAGCAAUUUAAAGAAAUUGAACAACAAUACUGAAUAUAUUUUUUUGUAAUUCAUUAUUACGUAAUUCAGUGAAUAUUCUAUAGUUUCACAUUAUAUAUUUCUAAAUAUUUCUUGUAACAGUUUUUAAAUAUUUUUUUUUAUCAAUUUAUCAAAUACUUGUUUGUGUUUUCAAAACAGUUAAUAUUUUCUAUAUAUGGCUUAUUUUAUAUUGUCUCAUAUGAUAUAAUAAUUGCUACGAAAUGGUUUAAGAUUUUUCUGGGAAAUCCUGGGAAUAAACCUUAUUGCUCUUUUUGAAUUUUACCAGAAAAUUCUUAAUCCUAUUUUUUUUACAUCUGGCUCUUUUAUUCUGACAUGUAAUAAAUCUACAUUGAACUAGAAAAUAUAUAGAGGCACAGUUAAAUGAGGAAAAAUGACUGAUAAAUUAUUUCUAAAAAAAAACUUUAAGAGGACAAUUUAUUAUUCUUUUUCCUAAAAAAUUGGUGAGACAAGUUCACAUCAUUCGGUGGUAUCAUUCAGAGACUUGUUUCAAUUUCAAGUUUUCCGAUUUUCUAUUCAGGAAAGCACUCUGUCAUAUCAUUACCUCUCUCUUUGAUUAAAAAAAAAGCCAAAAAUUAAAGCAGACUUUUUGCUACGAGAUUCAAAAACUAAAACAAUCAAAUACGGAUUACUUUUUUCCAUUUUACACCAUUUAAUAUUCGCGCAAUUGCUUCAAUGCCAGGAAGUAUAAUAAGCAUAAUAUUUAUAUCACAAUGAGAAAGAAGCUUUGGGACAAUGUUUCAAAAUCUUUUUAUCCUGCAGAAGUUUAAGAAACUUCGUCCCAAAAGCCUAAUUCUCAGUGUUUAAAAGCGAUUUGCAGAUUUAGCCAACAUUUCAAAAUAUUGUAUUUUCUUUUUUUGUUUCAUCAAUAAGUCCAAUAAUAAAUAUGAUUUUAGGAUGAUA
This is a messenger RNA of Phlebotomus papatasi, 2135 nucleotides long. RefSeq lists its product as uncharacterized. The transcript has 3 exons. Gene Ontology annotation, biological process: axoneme assembly. Lineage: Eukaryota; Metazoa; Arthropoda; Insecta; Diptera; Psychodidae. Gene Ontology annotation, cellular component: axonemal microtubule. Bases 230 to 505 code for a protein of 91 amino acids. The record is from RefSeq and is a predicted model, not a curated record.